UUCAGAGCUAUAAGAUUUCAACUCCGAGUCUCAGUCAGAGCCAAAUCAACCGAAAAAGAAAAGAUAGGAAAUAACCAUCUUUAUGCUUCUCAGUUGUUUUCUCCACUGUUCUUCACUUCUUGUAUGCCAACGCAAUAUUAUUUCAUUUCUUUUCAGUUCUGGUAUAUGCUUGCGAAAACCUUAGCAGAGGAGGCAGCUUGGAAAUUUGCAAAAGAGAAUUCAAUUGACUUUGUUACAUUAAAUCCAAGAUAUGUGAUUGGUCCUCUCUUACAACCAACUCUUGAUGAAACUGUGGAGAUGAUUCUCAACCUAGUAAACGGAGCAAAAACAUACCUUGAUGCAUAUUAUAGGUUGAUUGACGUUCGAGAUGUUGUUGUUGAACAUGUUCAAGCCCUUGAGAUUCCUCCAGCUAGUGGCAGAUAUUGUUUAGUUGCAGAUGAUCUCCACUUCUCUGAGCUUUUAAAGAUCAUUCAUAAGCAUUACCCCACACUGCAGCUUCUUGAAGAGACAUCAUUUCCCCUAUGCAAUUUGCCUUUGUGCCUAAUCGAAGUAUCCAAGACAACAUUCUGGUUGCUCACGAAGCUUUUCAUAGCCUCAAAUGUCGCAGGAGAGGGCUUCUUUGGAAGAAGCAAAUCAACUAAAAGAACUUCUGGAUGAUUUUUGUAUAGCUUCUGGGCAGAGAAUUAACAAGCACAAAUCUGAUAUUACCUUCAGCAGUAACACUCCUUACCAUAU
Messenger RNA from Hevea brasiliensis (rubber tree), 735 nucleotides. Its product is annotated as phenylacetaldehyde reductase-like. The record is from RefSeq and is a predicted model, not a curated record. Lineage: Eukaryota; Viridiplantae; Streptophyta; Magnoliopsida; Malpighiales; Euphorbiaceae. Gene Ontology annotation, molecular function: oxidoreductase activity, acting on the CH-OH group of donors, NAD or NADP as acceptor. Bases 124 to 657 code for a protein of 177 amino acids. The transcript has 4 exons.